Molecule: messenger RNA, 4629 nt
Organism: Pan troglodytes (chimpanzee)
Lineage: Eukaryota; Metazoa; Chordata; Mammalia; Primates; Hominidae
Gene: SUPT3H
Product: SPT3 homolog, SAGA and STAGA complex component
Exons: 14
Coding region: 3520-4533 (337 amino acids)
Biological process (GO): transcription by RNA polymerase II
Molecular function (GO): protein heterodimerization activity; transcription coactivator activity
Source: RefSeq, a predicted model, not a curated record
CCUUCUGGAUCUCAGUAAAUGGCACCACCAUUCAACCAGUUUCUAAGGCUCCAGAAUUCGGUCAUCCUUGACUGCGCUUCUCUCACACCCCACGUGUAAUCCAUCAGCAAAUCAGUUCUGCUUUCAAAAUGUAUUCCAGAAAUCUGACCACUUCUCAUCAUCUCCGCUUGUUAAACUAAUUCAACCCACUGUCAUCUCUUGUCUGCACAACCUCAAUAACUUCCUAACUGGUCUUCUUGAUUGCACUCUUGCUUCCAUAUAGUAUAUUCUCCCAGCUGCUGGAGUUAUCUUUUUAAACCUAAAACAUUUCAAGUAACUUCCCUUUUCAAAAUUCUCUAAUAGCUUCACAUUACACUCAAGUGAAAUGUAAACUCCUGUGGCCUAAAGGCUUUAUAAGAUCUGCCCUCUUGCUACCCCUGUGUUCAUAUCUUUCUAGCCACACUGGCCACAGGAUUUUGGUACUUUGCUGUUCUUUCUGUUGGGAAGUUCUCCAGAGCUCCCUCCCAGAUCUUAUAUUAAAUGCCACCUCCCAGUUGAAAUCAACUUGUUUUUUUGAUUUCAUAGUAUUUGUUAUUUCCUCAAAUUAUAUUUGUUUAUGUGCUUGUCUCUUGCAUUAUAAUGUAUUUCUUUUUGUCUGACUUAGUCACUACUAUAUCCCUACCUCUUAGAACGGUGUUUGGCCUGUAGUAGGUGCCCCGUAAAUACUUAGAUAUGAAGAAUCCAAAGCACUGGUGGUGUUGGCUUUAAAUAAGAGGGUGUCUUUAUUAUAAGAGGAGGGAAUUAAGGGAGGAUACGAUACACUGUCUUUGGUGGAGGAGAGUGGAGGGAAUGACUAAAUGAUAGCUUUUUAUUCCUCUGGAAGUAGAAGAUGAUGUCAACUGUCCAUAGCUAGGGGAGGGAUUCACUGUGGGACAGAGGCUUAUUCAACUAAAAUAAUUAGUAUGCACGAAAGUAAUUUAAUAUUAAACUAAUAUAAACUAAAAUAAUUAGAUGUCAGAGAAAGAAUUUCUUUUGUUUACAUAUCUGGGAAGGUUUCUUGGAGAUGGGCUUAGGUCAGUAGAGUUUGGGUAGGUUGAGAGAUACUGUAUUGUUUCAAAAGGUAUUGCAAGAAGAGAGAACUGUAGGGGUAAAGGUUCAAAAGAACAUGGAAUGGUUCUGGAGAUAGUGAAAGUUUGAUUUGACUGUGGUAGAAAAGGAGGCUGGGGAGGUCAGGUGUGACUGAUUUGAGAUAAGUUUAUAAACCAGGCUUUUUAAUACCUUCCAAAGUCCACUUAAAAUGGGGCAUAUAUUAAUAUAUUGAGAUUACCUUUGUGUUAUUCUAAACACUAGGUCUAGAAGUUUUUAUAGAUAUUUUAUGUAUUUAAUUUUUAAUUUUUUUCAUUCUCAGUGAUUGACCAUUUGGUAUUAUUUUUCACAUCAGAAGAAAUUUAGAUCAUGAUGUAACCUGAUAUUUUUUUAAACAACAAAACUAAAACUCAGUGCAUAAUAGUGUUGGCUUAACCAUAAUUGCUUCCUGCCUUUGGAAUUUUAUGAAAAUAAAAAUGUUCUAAUUAUAAAAGUUUUCUAUUAAUUUAUAUUAUGUGAGAUGUUCAGGUUAUCAUUAGAAUUGAGACUCUGUAGAUGCUCAAAAUCAGUACAUAGGUCUGCUGAAAUAGUUUUCUUCAGCAAUAUAGAAGAAAAGAUUAAAACUUCUCUCUUUAAUUAGUGGAUUGACUGAUAGUUUUCACAGUCCAGAUUUUGAUGAUGUUUGGAGGGUGCAGAAACUAGUAAUAAGGUUCUCAACAAUUUGAGGUCUUUUAAGCUUAAAGAUGUUUCAUGGUAUUUCUUCUGUGGUCAUUUAGUCCCCCAAAAUAUGAGAUCUAACUAGAAACCCAGUAGCAUGUUCAGUGCAUUUUGUUUAACUCACUUUUCGUGAUUAACUUCACUACAAUUAAAACUUUUUUUUUGAUAGCAAUAUUUUCUGAGGAAAGGGAUGUAUCCUUAAAUUCCUUCAUUUUAAAUUGAAAGGUAAAUGCCAAUUUUUCUUCUCUGGAACACAGUUUUACAGGUGUGUUAUAAUAUUAGCUAUUAGCUUAAUGAUCAGUUUUAAAUACUAUUAAUCAGAUAUGAACUUAUUCCUUGGGUUCACAUUUAAACUCUGGCAUGUUGAAAUAAUCUAGGUCCCAAUCUGCACAUCUGAAUUCAUUUUGUAAAAUAUGGCAAACAGAUGCAUUUUCAAUUGAAAGCUGAAACAACUGCAGGACAUUAACCCAUUGAGAAGAUUACAGUAGGUUUUCAGUUCCACAGUAACUGUAUUUAUUAGUGAAAAUUGACUUGAGUGCUUCUGCUUUUAACAGACUUUUCUUUUUUAAUGUCUAGAAGAAAGGAAAUAGAGCAUUGGAAUGAUAGGACUUUGAUGUGUAAAGAAGUUAAUGUCAAAAGAAGUUAAUUAUCUAAAUCAAACAAUGUGGGUAUGGGAAAUAAUUAUUUUAAAGAGUCUAAUGACCUAUCAGCUCAUCAUGUCAAGAAAAAUGUUAUUCACCUGUUUGAUAUAAAAAUUGACUUGACUGUGAAAGGAUGAUCAUGGUUAUAAUAAACUAGGUUUGGUGACUGGAUUUGAAAAUGAAAAAGGAGCAGAUUGCUCCAGCAGUGUCUCAGGACAUUUGACCAUAGGAUAAUCCCAUGGAAUGGCAUGUCUGUCAAAUCAGACAAGUCAACUCAAAUCAUAACUUUCUGGAGGCUGGGGUUACUACUUACUCUUUGAGUUUAACAUGUUCUCGAAGAUAGCUCUGUCAGCCUUCUAUUGGGACAAGGGAACAUUUCCUGUGGUCUUUGAGAAAUCCAGGCUCCCUUUUUUCGCAUUUUGUCCCAAUUCUGCAGGACUAUUUAGGGAAGUCCUUUGUUUCCUAUUUUCCCCCAGUCUUGGACUUGUGAUUUUUUUUUUUAAUCCGAGUCUCAAAUGGUUAUGUUUCUUUUCCUGUGUUAUUUGUAGAGAAAAGUACUUAUUCCAAAAGUCUUUUUAAACAAUGGAACAAAUUUAGGCUUAAAAAAAGCGAUGGUCUUUCUUAGCAUUAUGUUCUUCAUAUGUUUUAGAAUUUUGGUUUUCGGGCUCAGUUUAGGUGGAACGUUUUUGUUUUCCUUCGCUUUUUGUGCUCUUGCCUUCUUGGUAUAGUGGUUUUGGCCUGGCUGUUAGGGCCCUCAGACUAGACCAGAGGGAUAUUGGGAUAUUCCAAACCUAGUCACCUAGCUAGUGUGCUGCUUGCCUUAGAUCUGUGUCCUGUUGCCUUCUCAAAAGCUUCAAAUAAAGCCUAUCUCCAUCAGUGAUUUGUAGUAGCUUUUUUUCCCCAACCUUCUUUUGUGGGGCCCAGCCCUUCCAUCUCAGCCCUUGAUGAAUAAUACGGCAGCUAGUCCAAUGUCUACUGCAACUUCAAGUAGUGGAAGGAGUACAGGGAAGUCUAUAAGCUUUGCAACAGAAUUACAGAGUAUGAUAAACUGCUUAUCAAUAACAGCUGUAGCACUGUGGCUUUUCUCCAUGGACUCAUGGUGGUCUUUGGAACAACGUUCUUCAACUUUGACAGCUUCAUAGGGAAAACAGAUACUAUAGAAGUAAUUGGAAAAUCAGUUUUUCCCUAUUGUUAUCACAGUAUCCUUCCACUGCUGAAUGAUUCUGGCAGGUAUUCUUUAGGUGAUGCUAGAAGGCCUCUUCAUGAAACAGCAGUUUUGGUAGAAGAUGUGGUACACACUCAGUUAAUUAAUCUGUUACAGCAAGCUGCCGAAGUUUCUCAGCUGCGGGGAGCAAGGGUAAUCACUCCUGAAGAUCUUCUGUUUUUGAUGCGCAAAGAUAAGAAAAAACUUAGAAGACUGCUAAAAUACAUGUUUAUCCGAGACUACAAAUCAAAGAUUGUCAAAGGCAUCGAUGAGGAUGAUCUUCUCGAAGACAAAUUGAGUGGCAGCAAUAAUGCGAACAAAAGACAAAAGAUUGCUCAGGACUUCCUCAACUCUAUUGACCAGACAGGAGAACUUUUAGCAGUGUUUGAAGAUGACGAAAUUGAUGAAGUUAAACAAGAAAGAAUGGAGAGAGCAGAAAGACAAACUCGAAUUAUGGAUUCAGCUCAAUAUGCAGAAUUCUGUGAAAGUCGACAAUUAAGUUUCUCCAAAAAAGCUUCCAAAUUUCGAGACUGGUUGGACUGCAGCAGUAUGGAGAUAAAACCCAAUGUUGUCGCAAUGGAAAUCUUAGCAUAUUUAGCGUAUGAAACUGUGGCACAGUUAGUGGAUCUGGCUCUUCUUGUGAGGCAAGACAUGGUAACCAAGGCAGGGGACCCCUUCAGCCAUGCCAUUUCUGCAACCUUCAUUCAGUAUCACAACUCUGCUGAGAGCACUGCAGCCUGUGGUGUUGAGGCUCACAGCGAUGCCAUCCAGCCCUGCCACAUCAGAGAGGCCAUUCGACGCUACAGCCACAGGAUUGGCCCACUUUCCCCAUUCACAGCGGAGAAGACCUCUUAUUUAAAGGGCAGGGCUCCCUCCACUGUUGUUAAAUCAAGGCUCUGCUUCUGACAGGAUAUUUAUAACAUAGGAAUUCAAAUAGGAAGAACAUUACAGAAAUCUGGGUCAACUCUAAACUGGUUUUCUCAUAGGAUCUGUGUUAUUAAA